Molecule: messenger RNA, 2935 nt
Organism: Aspergillus candidus
Lineage: Eukaryota; Fungi; Ascomycota; Eurotiomycetes; Eurotiales; Aspergillaceae
Product: WD40 repeat domain-containing protein
Exons: 5
Coding region: 1-2718 (905 amino acids)
Molecular function (GO): protein binding
Source: RefSeq, a predicted model, not a curated record
AUGACCGGGGCGCCUCGCGCUCGUCCACCCUCCCCGCGAUCGUCACCACCCAGCCUCAGUCGUCUCCCUCGCUGGACAAUACUCCCACCAGUCCGAUUGGCGCGCAUCAGGGACUCCUGCGCACCUCCCAGUCCUUCCCUGUCGGAUACGAAGCGAGCCUCGCGGCUUCUGCAGAGUUCCAGUCAGAAUGCCGCGGUCGGUGCCAGCCGGAAUUCGCUGUCCUCGCCGACCCUGUUCGAGUCCGCCGAUUCCAGCGCCAUAGAUCCGUUGUCUCAGCACAUCAUCAAGCGCACCAAUACCCAGAAAUCCAUCCCUUUCAAACUCCUCGGACGAGCCUCUCACGAGGCUGAGGCCGGCGGCGCGGACCAUGCCAGCCUCGUCGACCAGGGAUCAGCUCGCGCGGACGCCGUGUCACAGCAUAAGCCGACCAAGGAGAAGAAAAAAGGUGUCUCCUUCCUGAGUCGCAUCAUCCCGGGGAAGAAGAAGGACCAGUUUCUGGACGAGGAUGAUGUCUCCGAGCCGGAUACCGCCCGCAUGGAUGCCGAUGCCUCCGCGCAGCCGAUCGGCUUCUUUCCUCGAUUCCCGCGCCCCCCCAAGUACCUCCGCGUGAGGGUCCACUACAAGAAGCACAAGACGUUCGGCCGGGUGUUUGUCGCGCAGGAGCUCGAAGGCGCUGGCAUUACGCCAGUGUCGCAGGAAGAGAGCGAGGAGCCCUCCGCCCAUGGCCAUGGCGGCGCCGGCAAGGCCAUCUGGGCGCUGGUCUUCUCCAACGACGGGAAAUAUUUGGCGGCUGCCGGACAGGACAGCAAGGUGCGUGUCUGGUCCGUUGUCGGGUCUCCCGAGGAUCGGGAUAGUAUCCAAACGAUGGAAGACGAUGGCGACGGACUGCCGCGACUGAACGCUCCGGUGUUCCGGUCGGAGCCGAUCCAGGUGUACGAGGGCCAUACCGGGAGCGUGUUGGAUUUGAGCUGGAGCAAGAACAACUUCCUCCUCUCCUCGUCGAUGGAUAAAACCGUUCGACUGUGGCACGUCACCCGUCCCGAGUGUCUCUGCUGCUUCAAGCACAGCGAUUUCGUCACCUCGAUCCAGUUCCACCCCCGCGACGACCGGUUCUUCCUCGCCGGGUCCCUCGACAGCCGACUGCGCUUGUGGAGCAUCCCCGACAAGAGCGUCGCGUUCAUGGCCUCCGUCCCCGACAUGAUCACCUCGGUCGCGUUCACGCCGGAAGGCCAGUACGCGAUCGCCGGGUGUCUCAACGGCAUGUGCAACAUCUACCAGACCGACGGGCUGAAGAUGGCCGGGCAGAUCCACGUCCGGUCCGCGCGCGGCCGCAACGCCAAGGGCAGCAAGAUCACCGGCAUCGACACGAUGCGUUUCCCGCGCGACGACCCCGACGGCGACGUCAAGCUGCUGAUCACCAGCAACGACUCGCGCAUCCGCCUGUACAACUUCCGCGACCGCGCCUUGGAGGCCAAGUACCGCGGCAACGAGAACACCUGCAGCCAGAUCCGCGCCUCCUUCAGCGACGACGGCAAGCACAUCAUCUGCGGCAGCGAGGACCGCCGCACCUACCUCUGGCCGACGGGGCCCGUCGAGAAAGACGCGGACAAGCGGGCUGUCGAGGUUCUAGACCCCCAGUCCGCCAUGGUCACAGCCGCUGUGCUGGCACCCGCCACAACAAAGCGCAUCCUCGGCGCCUCGGAAGACCCCAUCUACGACGUGUGCAACCCGCCGCCGGUCAACCUGAACGCCCACGCGCCCGAGAACGUCGCACAACACCGCCGGUCAGGCUCCAACAGAGUCGCCCCCGAGUCCCCAACCUACGCCAACCGCUCGCGCCAUCCCGACGGGAACAUCAUCGUCAUCGCCGACUACUCCGGCAAGAUCAAAGUCCUGCGGCAAGACUGCGCGUACGACAAGCGCCGUUUCGAGAACUGGGACACGCACUCGACGCUCUCGCGGCGGAUCCUACGCCGCUCCAACUCCGCCCGCCGCAGCAUCGCCUCCUCCAUCGGCAAGGAGUCCUCGCACAAAACCCCCUCCGAGCGCAUCAUCUCCUGGCGCAACUCCGUCAUCGGCCACGCCAGGAACAGCGGCCGAGACAGUAUCUCCUCACGCCAGGGGCCCCGCACCCGCAGCCCCUCCCCGCACCGCCACCACCUCUCGCGGUACUCCAGCCCGCGCGGCUGGGACUCCAUCGGCGCCUCGCAGUCCACCGCGUCGCCACCCCCGUCAGCCUACAAAUUCUCCCUCGACAGCAGCCGACGCUCCAGCGCCGAAGCGAACGCCACAGCCGCCGCCGCCGCCCGCCGCCGCGGCACCCUAAACGGCACCCCCGAGGAACGCGUCGCCUGGGCAGCCGCCCACGUCCAGGACAAGGACAACCCGCUCUGGCUGCAAGGCGAUCACAGCUACGCUUACUACGGCAAGAUCGCGCAGGAUGCCCUCGCAGCCGCUACGGCGCGGCCUUCCCAAGCCACCACAGCGGCAGGAGAUCCAAACCACCUGGCCGUCCCACAGCGCAUGCCUAGCUCUGGCAGCGCCCUCAGCAGCGAUUACACAUCGUCUGCUGAAGGUGAGGGCGAUGGCGCGACGACCGGCGACGAAGGCGACGUCAUGCGGUGUGAGAACUGCCGCGGGACGAACUUCCGGGCGACGAAGGCGCGGAAUGGGAAGCAGAGGUUGAUUUGUGUGAGGUGUCAUCGGCCGAUUAGUUGAUUCCUCCCCCGUCUUCUCUCUAUAUAUGCCGCCAUAUACUUUGGUUUCAUAUUUGUUGUUUUUGUUUUGAUAUUGCAUUGCUGAUUUCAUACGUUUGUUUUUAUCAUUACUGAUUGAUCAUUGUUUAUUGAUUGAUGGAUUAUGAUGCAUUGGGACUGGAUUGGAUUGGACAUAUUUGCUGACCUUGACUUUGAGGUGUGGACUGAUUUAUAUAUAC